Molecule: messenger RNA, 1808 nt
Organism: Physcomitrium patens
Lineage: Eukaryota; Viridiplantae; Streptophyta; Bryopsida; Funariales; Funariaceae
Product: rhomboid-like protein 20
Cellular component (GO): membrane
Molecular function (GO): serine-type endopeptidase activity
Source: RefSeq, a predicted model, not a curated record
UUCGACGUUUCUGUGAGGCAGUGUCGCAAUCGCUCCAAAUUAGUCCCAUUUCAUCUUCCAUUGCCGAUUGAUCCCUUUUCACAGAUUCCGGUGGUUAUUGUCUUGUCCUUGCGGGUGUACGUGUGUGAGCGUGUGUUUUUUUUUUUCUUUUUUUUUUUCUUUUUUUUCUUUUCUGGUAGAGUUUCGUGCUGGGACGAGGAAGAUUGGUUUUAGAGUUGUGUUUUGCGGUGUUCUUGUUGCCACCGUCUGUGAGGAGGAUAGAGUCUUGGGGGUGUACAAGACCCGCCAGAAGAACUGGGGAUAUAUGGUGGAGUUUGGCCGCUACGGUACACGGCGCGCACCAUGAACGCAGGAGUCUCUGGAUUCAAAAACGCUAUUGUGACCAAGGGAAUCGUGGUGACUUGUGGAUUAGUAUCCUUGGUAUUAGCAGCUCGAGGAGAUGCAAAGGCUUAUAAUCUUUCAUAUCAGAAAAUCGCGCAGCGACUGGAAUUAUGGCGGUUAGUAGUAUCACCUCUGGUAUUCACAUCGUUACCAGAGCUUUUAUUUGGGCUUUAUCUUCUAUACUUCUUCCGAGUUUUCGAGAGACAAGCUGGGUCGAUUAAAUACUUGUUCUUCGUGUUUUUUACAACAAGUGUAUCGACAUUCUUGGAGCUCGUUUUUUUAUUUACCUUAAAAGGCAUGUUUCGAGACGGUUAUUUUGGCUACGGUCCUCCUCGUGUUGAGGAUGGUCCCCGGGUUUCUGGGAAAGGCGGCGACUGGAGAUUAUUUCCAGCCUCACUGAGUUGGUUUAGUGACGAUUCAUCAUUCAUCUCAAGCAUCAGAUUAAAUUCUGGUCCUACAGGCUUGAUAUUUUCGUCUUUUGUGUUAUUUUUCUUUGACGUUCCUGUUUCAAUACGUUUUAAGCUCCUUGGGAUCAAAGUAUCUGAGAAGUCCUUCGUUUAUUUGAUCGGUCUUCAGCUUUUACUGUGGUCAAGGAUGCACUCCAUGAUACCUGGAAUUUGCGGAAUAAUUGCUGGGUUUAUCUAUAGAUGUGAUCUGGGCGGAAUACAGGAAAUAGGGUUUUCGUCAGGCGCCUUCAGGCGAAUGGCAUGGAGAGUGUCACCUUUCUUUUCAGGAAUUUCUUCAGAGAUGGCUUCAAGAAUGAACAACAACAGAGCAUCGGAGCCUGUUAAUGAACCCACUAACAGGCCUCAAGAGAACAAAUUCUGCAAUUCUAAUCUUCAAGAUCUACUGCAAACGGUCACCUGCAUCUGAUGAAUGAGCUAUAUGGUUACCUUCGGCCUGGUUGGAAUGCAGAACGAUAUGCCAGUUCGCGCAGAAAGAAUUUUCGAGUUGAUGGCUCAGGGUCACAGUCAAAAGGACGCAACCAUGGCACUAAUGCUCUGCCAUAAUGACUCAAGAGCAGCCCAUGACUAUCUGACGAGGAAAUGAUCGCUAGGUCGAAAUCCGUAAGAGAAAAAAACUAGAGACAGGUCUGGAAGUAUAGUCAAGUUUAUCUUAGUGUACAUUACAAUUUAUUGAAGAGUGUGAGCACCACCUGAGGACCUAGCAAGUAUAUAUUUUUAGUUAUGAAAUGUUUGCUGCAGUUAGAUGUUGCUGAUUUAGACGAAGAUCUUUUUCCCGCUCUCCACAUGGAGUCUAUGGUUGUAUCUUGCUGCAAGGAUGAAACCGGUGACUUUCCCAAGGUUCGAACAGCUUCUAAAACACGUUUUUCGAAGCUGGGUGUAACCAAAGAGAGUCUCUAGUUCAAUCACCCUUUUUUUCGCUAAAGAGAACCCAAGCGUCUUGUACCUUUCAUGCUUACAAAA